AUGUCGAAUAACAGCGCAAACAGCAGCAACUUGGUUAUCGCUCAGAAGGUGGUAAAACAACUUCGGCUAGAGGCGAGUGUUCGCAGGAUCAAGGUAAAUAAAUGACAUCCAGAAAGACUGAUAAAAAACUGUUCUGCAUUGGGUGUGACUGACUGACUUGUCAACAUGGCCCUUUAGUAACUAGUGAAAAGCUAUAUUUUAUGUAAAGUUUCACUAUUUUAUGGAAAACAACGCGUUAUUUUUGCUAUUUCCAGGCCAUUUGUUACAAAAUGCUGUUCCAUUGGAAUUAUGUCAGCUGUUUUCAGAAUUGUAACUAACUGCAGCCGUGUCCAGUAGACUAGAGGAGUAGCCUGUAAAUUGACGUGCUCAAUCGAGCGCCGCCUUUCAACUGUCAUGUUGAGUCACGAAAGCCAAUUAAACACUUUGUUACCUAAUGAAGAAUGUAAGAUUAUAACGUAGUUCUAGUCUUGCUGUAUGCAUAGGGCGUUAUGGCACAUUUAGGCUACUCCUCGGCUCUUCACUUAGUUUAACACCGUUUUGAAUGGAUAUAUUUAGAUGUUAACGAUUUGCUGUUAAUUAUGAUCUAAUUUAAUAAUGUGAAAUAUGAUGAUUUCCUGCUGUAGUCUGUAGUCCGGAGAAAGCAAACAGCUCGUAGGCUAGUUUCCGCGCUGGUGCAGCACAGUGGUGGCCUUUGUUGAUUGUGGCUGUGACAGUAGUGCGAUUGUUGGCCGAAUUACUCUUUUAGAGAUUAGUCCGCAGACAUUAACUACUCUGGAGCACUCAAGCAAGCUGUGCUUUGAAGGACAUAUGAGAAUGCAGGAAAAAUAUAGGGUGACUUGUAUCUAUAGCCUAUGAAAUAUUAUCAACUAACUAGAGAAAUAACGAACUCAAUGUAUAGCCCAUUUGUGACUUUGUCCUAAAGUGCCAUCUUGUGUUAAUGGGGACAAUGUUGUAGACUUCACCCAUGAAACAAGCCCUCUAGUAAAGUACCAAAUUAUUAUGCUAUUGCUGAGUCAAGUUCCAGGUAGGAACUUUAGGAAAAUAGCUGCUCAUUUCUCAGAUUCUCUCGCAGUGUGAGCUUGGACCAUAUUACUGUAGGUUCAUUAGACUGAGUAUCAGUAGGAGUAUUGUGGCAGAGUGAAAGGGUUGGCCUCUCUAUUUAUUGAUGCGUGGACCAGGUCUCUCUUGAAAAGCUGCAUUAAAGCAAGUAGAAGUUAAGUAGAACAGGAUUGAUCUCAAUUUACUUGGAACUUCAUUAUAGAAAAUGCUGUCAUUGUCAAUGAUGACUCAUUCUCAUGAAUGCCCAUGACAUCUAUAUGUCAUCUUUACAACAGUGUUAUGUAGCCCUUAUGACACGGAAUUAAAGUAUAAUGGAACUGACAGUGUCUCUCUGUUUCCACUCUCAGGUGUCCCAGGCAGCAACGGACCUGAAGACCUUCUGCCUGCAGAACGCCCAUAAAGACCCUCUUCUCAUAGGGGUGCCCUCCAGCGACAACCCCUUCAGACCCCCC
Messenger RNA from Coregonus sp. 'balchen', 1511 nucleotides. The record is from the annotation of a GenBank genome assembly. NCBI's taxonomy places the organism in Eukaryota, Metazoa, Chordata, Actinopteri, Salmoniformes, Salmonidae.